UUUUCUCGUAGAUUCACCGGUCAUCUGCCACACACACGAAAACGGACUUGCCAUCUCCACCAGGACACCGUCGGAACCUUUCCAUGAGGCGCCAUUUGUCCGGUUGCAAAUGGAUGCCGUCGAAAUGCCUCACCACUGACCUCACCUGCCACUUUUUUUCCCUCCAUUGUCCGGGUGCCCUGCCAGAGCGUCCUCCUCCUCCUGGACACAAGCACCCCCGGCCAACGCCCGCCACCUGGCCUCUCCAGCCUCCGCAUUACAAAAGGCCCGCCAUGCCACGGUGAGAGCUUGGGUGUGUGGUGCAUGCAGCUGCGGCCGUGUGUGCGCCGGUGCUCCUCUCGCCUUCGCGUAGCUACACUACACACACGCUCGUGGCCUCGUGCGGGCGUCCUCGCCCCUCCUCCCACGCGCGGCCACAAAGAGCCGCCACGGGCAGGUUGCAGUCUUGGCGCCGCCGCCGCGUCGGGACUCGCGAUUUGGAGCUUCCUCAAACCAGUGGCCGGUCACCCGCCACAGGGGGGAGGGCUAGUUUUGUAGUGCUCGGCUCGUGCCCUGCAGCCAACGGACAAAACUAACAGAGCCCUCGUCUCCUAGACCCAACUCUGUCCAGUGUCCAGUCCCCUCCCGCCUCUCCUCUCUGUCGAUCACUCUAUAUAGCCCUGCUCACCAGCUUUUCAGCUCCAUCCAUCCGUGCCCUUCCAUUGCGAUCGCGAUCAAUCAAUCUCGCCGCGUUCCAAACAUGAUGUCCACCAGCCGCGCGGUGACGUCGCCGGCGUGCGCGGCUGCUUGGCGACGGCGACGGCAGCAGCACGACCGGUGGUCCGCGUCGGACGCGCCGGGCCGCGCGGGCACGGCGACGUUCGUGGCCAAGGUCGGGCGCGGGAGGCGGGUCCGCGGCGCGGCGCCGUGCUCCGUGCGCGCCGCGGGCUCCGACACCAUUGGCUGCCUCGAGGCCGAGCCGUGGGGCGCCGUCGCGCCCGCGCGCCCACCCGCGCUGGCGCUGCCGGGCCUGCAGGUGGCGGCGCCGGCGCCCGGCGACGCGCUCGCCGUGCCGUCCGAGCAGAGGGUGCACGAGGUCGUGCUCAAGCAGGCGGCGCUCGCGGCCGCGGCGCCGAGGGCGGCGCGGAUUGGGCCGGAGCCCAUGGCCGGCGGGCUGAAGGCGGCAUUCGACCGCUGCGGGGAGGUCUGCAAGGAGUACGCCAAGACAUUCUACCUGGCGACGCAGCUGAUGACGCCGGAGAGGAGGAGGGCGAUCUGGGCGAUAUACGUGUGGUGCAGGAGGACGGACGAGCUCGUUGACGGGCCUAACGCGUCCCACAUCUCGGCCCUGGCGCUGGACCGCUGGGAAUCGCGGCUGGAGGACAUCUUCGCCGGCCGGCCCUACGACAUGCUCGACGCCGCCCUCUCCGACACCGUCGCCAACUUCCCCGUCGACAUCCAGCCGUUCAGGGACAUGAUCGAGGGGAUGCGCAUGGACCUGAGGAAGUCCCGGUACCGGACCUUCGACGAGCUGUACCUCUACUGCUACUACGUCGCCGGCACCGUGGGCCUCAUGAGCGUCCCGGUGAUGGGCAUCUCGCCGGAAUCCAGGGCGGCCACCGAGACGGUCUGCAAGGGGGCGCUGGCCCUCGGCCUGGCCAACCAGCUCACCAACAUCCUCAGGGACGUCGGCGAGGAUGCGAGGAGGGGAAGGAUCUACCUCCCACAGGACGAGCUGGAGAUGGCGGGGCUCUCGGAAGCCGACAUCUUCAACGGCCGCGUCACCGACGGAUGGAAAGGCUUCAUGCGGGACCAGAUCACGAGGGCGAGAUCGUUCUUCAGGCAGGCCGAGGAAGGUGCCACCGAGCUCAACCAGGAGAGCCGAUGGCCGGUGUGGGCUUCUCUGCUUCUGUACCGACAGAUCCUGGACGAGAUCGAGGCGAACGACUACGACAACUUCACCAAGAGGGCAUACGUUCCCAAGACGAAGAAGCUGAUGGCGCUGCCCAAGGCUUACCUGAGAUCGCUGAUGCCCCCCUCUUCUCUGACCCAGAGCCAGAGACACUACUCCAGCCUAACAUAGAAGGGCUGUGGGUCUCUGUCACCCGGUCACAUAUGGUACACAGCAGUGGAUGAUGUUCAAAUUUCUGGUCAGGCCACAUGAGACACAUGCAUGAUUCACAUGUGGUUCGUAUAUUUUGCCAUGUACAAAGCACUGGAUAAUGUAUAAGUACAUACUAAAAAGGAAUACGUAGAGUAGAAAUGUGAAAUAAAAUAUAGUAGUGGGCGACCUUGCUUCUUGCUCAUGCUGCAGGUGCUUUGAUUGACCGAA
This is a messenger RNA of Setaria italica (foxtail millet), 2311 nucleotides long. RefSeq names its product phytoene synthase 2, chloroplastic. The transcript is spliced from 6 exons. NCBI's taxonomy places the organism in Eukaryota, Viridiplantae, Streptophyta, Magnoliopsida, Poales, Poaceae. The record is from RefSeq and is a predicted model, not a curated record. The coding region runs from base 740 to 2062 and encodes 440 amino acids. Gene Ontology annotation, molecular function: geranylgeranyl diphosphate synthase activity. Gene Ontology annotation, biological process: carotenoid biosynthetic process.